GCGGUCUGGUUUCUCAGUGGGAUAGAACACGAAAGUGAGAAGAAACGGAGACGAUGAUGCUGCUCUGGACCGUCGUCUCUCCUCCGCCAUUAUCGCAAUUCCCAUUCUCCCUCUCCUCCUCCUCCUCUACACUUCGCUCUCCUCUUCCUCCUCCUCCUCCUCCUCCUCCAUCUUCGAGAGUGUUCUCUUCAAGCUCGUCGCACGCACGCUCCACAAGCGAGCGCAGAGCCCGAAGCUCCCCUUCCUUCAGUCACCUCGCGUCGAAGCUUCAUCACGCCAGCCACAUCUGCAGAGCCGCCGAGUACAAAUUCCCCGACCCAAUUCCCGAAUUCGCCGAUGCCGAGACGGAGAAAUUCAGGACCCACCUGCUGACGAAGCUCUCGAAAAAGGAUCUGUUCGGCGAUUCCAUCGACGAAGUCGUGGGAAUCUGCACCGAGAUCUUCAGUACUUUCUUACAUUCUGAAUAUGGGGGACCGGGGACUUUGUUGGUCAUCCCUUUCAUCGACAUGGCUGAUACCAUAAACGAACGAGGGCUUCCCGGAGGACCACAAGCUGCUCGCGCUGCAGUCAAAUGGGCUCAAGGUCAUGUUGACAAGGACUGGAAUGAAUGGAAUGGCGAGGAUAGCAGUUGAAAUGGAGUUGCCAAACCUUAUAAAAACUUUAGCCAGGGUUCUGUAGUAUUUAGGUCCGCCUUUUUCAUGUCUCGCUAGUAUCUAGUGUUUAUUCUGAGAAAACAUUUUUUAUAGUGAGAGAUGUUACAGAAAUUGAGUGAGCCUCGAAGUUUAGGUUGGCCAAGCAGUGGCUGGUGAAGGUAGUUUGUGUCUCAGCUGUUCUUGAGAUUGAGAUGUAAGACACCAUGGAGCAAAAUCUGAGAUGAUUCGAUUCGUCCUCCAUUCUUAAGAGGAAAGCAA
Syzygium oleosum is the source of this 911-nucleotide messenger RNA. Its product is annotated as protein PLASTID REDOX INSENSITIVE 2, chloroplastic. Lineage: Eukaryota; Viridiplantae; Streptophyta; Magnoliopsida; Myrtales; Myrtaceae. The record is from RefSeq and is a predicted model, not a curated record. The coding region runs from base 54 to 632 and encodes 192 amino acids. The transcript has 3 exons. Gene Ontology annotation, biological process: regulation of gene expression.